CUUGAAAAAAAAAUGUUCAAGAAGAUCAACACUCCACAACUCAUCAACAAGACCGCUUCCACUGGUGCUCGUUUGUUCUCUACCAAGAUGAACAAGCAAAGUGUCAAGAAGGUACCAAUGAUCAUCAAUGGUGAAAAGAGAAUUUCCCAAUCCAAGGAAUGGUACGAAAUUCACAAUCCAGCCACCAAUGAAGUCAUUGCUAUGGUCCCACAAUCAACUGAUGCUGAAAUGGCUGAAGCUGUUCAAAACUCAAAGCAAGCCUUUGGUGAAUGGAGAGAUUGGAGUGUUUCUCGUAGAGUUAGAGUCUUGUACAAACUCAGACAAAUGCUCGAAGAUAAUACUCAAGAAUUGGCUCAAAUGAUCACUGAAGAACAAGGUAAAACUUUGAAGGAUGCUGAAGGAGACAUUUUCCGUGGUAUUGAAGUUGUUGAACAUGCCUGCAAUAUGUCUGUUCUCCAAAUGGGUGAUACUACUGAAAACAUUGCCAAGCACAUUGAUAUUUACAGUUAUAAGCAACCUUUGGGUGUUACUGCUGGUAUUUGUCCAUUCAACUUCCCAGCCAUGAUUCCAUUGUGGAUGUUCCCAAUGGCUGUUGCUACUGGUAAUACUAUGGUUUUGAAGCCAUCUGAACGUGACCCAACUACUGGUGUCAGAAUUGUUGAAAUGGCUUUGGAAGCUGGUUUGCCAAAGGGUGUUGUCAACGUUAUUCAUGGUAAGAAGCAAACUGUUGACUUUAUCUGUGAUGCUCCAGAUAUCAAGGCCAUCUCAUUCGUUGGUGGUAACACUGCUGGUGAAUACAUUUAUGCUCGUGGUACUGGUAAUGGUAAACGUGUCCAAGCUAACUUGGGUGCCAAGAAUCAUGCUGUCGUUUUGCCAGAUGCUAGAAAGGAAGAUACUAUUAAUGCCUUGUGUGGUGCUGCUUUUGGCGCUGCUGGUCAAAGAUGUAUGGCUUUAACUACUGCCAUUUUGGUUGGUGAAGCUAAGGCAUGGCUUCCAGAAAUUGUUGCCAAGGCCAAGACUUAUAAGGUUAAUGUUGGUUCUGAUCCAACUGCUGAUGUUGGUCCAUUGAUUUCACCUCAAUCCAAGACUCGUGUUGAAAGCUUGAUUGCUUCUGCUCAAAAGGAAGGUGCCAAGAUUGAUUUGGAUGGUCGUGGUGUCGUUGUUAAGGGUUAUGAAACUGGUAACUUUGUUGGUCCAACCAUCAUUUCAGGUGUUAAGAAUGUUCACACUUGUUAUAAGGAAGAAAUCUUUGGUCCAGUUAUGCUCAUCAUGACUGCUGAAAAUUUGGAUGAAGCUAUUCAAAUUAUCAACUCUAAUCCAUACGGUAAUGGUACUGCCAUCUUUACUAGAUCUGGUCCAGCUGCUCGUAAAUUCCAAUUCGAAGUUGAUGCUGGUCAAAUUGGUAUUAACUUGCCAAUUCCAGUUCCUCCACCAUUCUUCUCAUUCACUGGUUCAAGAGCUUCAAUUAGAGGUGAUUUGAACUUCUAUGGUAAGGGUGCUGUUCAAUUCUACACUCAAACUAAGACUAUCAUGUCUAACUGGAGAGAAGAUGAAAGUGGUAUGAGCUUUGGUACUGUCAUGCCAACUUAUAAGAAGUAAAUUAAUGUAAAUUAGAAAGAAUGCGGAUUAUUUAUUAAAUUAUAUCAAUUUCAUUGUAA
This is a messenger RNA of Naegleria gruberi, 1658 nucleotides long. Its product is annotated as methylmalonate-semialdehyde dehydrogenase. The coding region runs from base 13 to 1599 and encodes 528 amino acids. Gene Ontology annotation, molecular function: malonate-semialdehyde dehydrogenase (acetylating, [NAD(P)+]) activity; methylmalonate-semialdehyde dehydrogenase (acylating, NAD+) activity. Gene Ontology annotation, cellular component: mitochondrion. Gene Ontology annotation, biological process: L-valine catabolic process; thymine catabolic process. The transcript has 2 exons. The record is from RefSeq and is a predicted model, not a curated record. NCBI's taxonomy places the organism in Eukaryota, Heterolobosea, Eutetramitea, Acrasida, Naegleriidae.